CUCUCUUUCUCUCUCUGAAAUUUUUUGGGGUUUGUUGAUCUGUCAGUUUGAAUGGGUUUGCUUGGCCUUUUCUUAUAAUGGUACGCUUCAUGACUCUCUCUCUCUCUCACAGGGUUCCCCUUACUCUGUGGGGAGCACUGGUUUGAAUAAGUAGAUUUAGAUUUCACCUUUAAACUUUGAAGAUUUUUGAAGAUUUUAAGGGGAGAGAGUGCCAAUCAAAGAUAAAGCUCCAAAAAGGUUGAAAAUUUUAAGAAAAAGGAGUAGUAGAAAAAGAUGGUGAAAACAUGCAUCAACACACCUUUGGUGUAUCAUUAUCUUGAUAUGUAAUCAUUUUCAGAUGCACAUACAAACCACAAAAAUCAUGGAAACAGCAAGACCCCAUUUUGUCUCAGACUGUGUUAUGGUUAUAGAGCCACUGAUCCGUAUGUUUAGGUAUACCUUAAUUAUGUUUUACCUGAACUAGAAAUCUUUUGUGGGAUUUGACUAGUUUGAACUUUGAACACACACAAACACAUCAAAUCAAAAGAGAGAUAUAUAAGGGCCCCUUGGACCAAAUUUUCACUGCAUGACGCCACUCUUCUUGAUCUUUUCUAGAGACUAGCUCUCUCUCUCUCUCUCUCUCUCUCUCAAACACAAGCACACACACCCUCUCUCUCACUCGUUUGUGUGUUGCUUGCAUGCAUUUGGUUGAUGGCUGAACAAGGGGGUAAUAGUAUAAUGAGGGACUAUAGGAAAGGGAACUGGACGCCAGAUGAGACAAUGAUUUUGAUUGAUGCAAAGAAGAUGGAUGAUGAGAGAAGAACGAAGAGGAUUAGUAGUGGGGACACUAGUAGUGAAGGUAGGAGCAAAUCUAUAGAGCCAAGAUGGAAAUGGGUUGAAGAUUAUUGUUGGAGAAAAGGGUGUUUCAGGAGCCAAAACCAGUGCAAUGACAAGUGGGAUAACCUUAUGAGGGAUUACAAGAAAGUGAGGGACUAUGAGAGGAGGAUAGCUGAGAGAGGAGAAGGAAACAAUGUUGAAGGGUCAUAUUGGAAUAUUGAGAGGAAUGAGAGAAAAGAGAGGAACUUGCCCACCAAUAUGUCCCCUCAGAUAUAUCAGGCUUUGGUGGAGGUUGUGGAGAAGAAACCAGGAGCAAUUGUAAGUCAAAGGGUUGUGGUUGGUACUAGUGGUGUGCCUAUGUCUGUAGCUUCCAAUCCCAAUAUUGGCUUUGUGAUGGACAGACCUGCUUCUUUGCCUCUAGCACAGCAUCACAUCUCUUCUACUACUACUCCACCUCCAACAUUAGCACUACCAGCAUCAGCAGCACCUACUCUUCCUCCACUGCCAUCACCAGCAGCACCAAUUCCUGCUCUAACAUAUUCUCAGCAUACGCCCACAAUGUGUGAUAGCUCAGAUUCUGAUACGAGUGAGCAUUCAGACUCACCAGCAAAGAGAAGGAGAAAAGGAGGUGAAAGUGGAGAGGGGACCAGUGGCACUGCAAAUGCAAGCAGCUCAUCACAUGAAGUGGGCACUGCCAUUUCCAAAAGCGCUUCUAUCAUAGCAGAAGCCCUUCAAGCAAGCGAGGCGAGAGAAGAAAGGAGGCACAGAGAACUUUUGAAUUUGCAUGAGAGAAGGCUGAAGAUUGAGGAAUCUAAGACAGAAAUCAGUAGGCAAGGCAUUAAUGGCCUUGUUGAUGCUAUCAACAAGCUGGCAGAUUCCAUCCAUGCCUUGGCUUCCCACAAGACCCAAUCAGCUCCAAAAUGAUCUUACUUUACUAGUAAAUAAACAUUAUUAAUAUGCAUUUAAUUAUAGCUAAGAAUUAAGAUAGAGAGAGAGAGAGAGAGAGCAAAAGAGAGAUUUUAAUCCUAUUUUGUUGGGUGUACAUAAAUUCUAAUCUCAUUUGUGCAUGCUCUAUUUCA
Molecule: messenger RNA, 1895 nt
Organism: Quercus lobata
Lineage: Eukaryota; Viridiplantae; Streptophyta; Magnoliopsida; Fagales; Fagaceae
Product: hydroxyproline-rich glycoprotein family protein
Exons: 2
Coding region: 691-1740 (349 amino acids)
Source: RefSeq, a predicted model, not a curated record